CAUUCCCGAGUCAACCUCGAUGCCCUCUCUCUCUCACUCACUCACGUGGCGUCGUUAGGGCAACAGCCCUGGACCAAUCCAAUCACAGACCCCCACACUACACCAUUCCCAGUCUCUCCUCCAGAAGCUGGAUGGUCUGAAUAACGAGCCUAACGAGCCUAACGAGCACAACAAUCGCCUAACGGGCCUAACGAGAGUGAUAUUGAUGAAGGAAUCGGUUGAGCUUUUCUGCGAGCAGGGAACUGCUCUCCCGUACUUUGUUUGGAUCUUCAGAAGCCCCUCCAACCAGGAAUUAAAGACAUUCAGAAGGUAAACAACUCAGUCUGGAGGAGAAGAGGAGGAAGAAAUAAUUUCCGUCUAAUUCCUGGCGGCUGGAAUUGGGAUCUGUUUUACCCCGGAGCUCAAAGAAAGAAGAAAGAAAAAAAAAAGUAGACUUUUGCAUUUUAUUUUUCGAAAGACUACUUCAAACGAAGGACCAAAGAAGAUUGGAAGAUUGCGUUUUUUCCAUAUCCUUUAUAUUAGACUAUUCUCCGGGCGGAAGGCAAACUCUCCGAGCAGAGCAGAUGUUUCUGUUGCCGAGCAGCCCGCGGUGCAGGGUGCGGUCGGACAGCGUGAGCACCUCGGCGACCCAGGGCUCCAGCAGCAAGAUGCUGCUCCGCCAGCGGCUCACCCAGCUGCUCACCUGCGUGGAGGACAUGAGCUCCGACGAGGAGGCCAGCGAGGAGAUGUCCCGCACGCUGGACGAGGCCUUCCAGCUCUGUGGACGCUUCCUCCCCACCGACGCCUUCAGGUUGUACAUGGUGACGUGGAACGUGGGGACCGCAGAGCCUCCUCCAGACGUGGACUCCCUGCUGCAGCUGGACGCCCAGCCCCCCGUGGACCUCUACGUGAUUGGUCUGCAGGAGGUGAACUCUAACCCACUGAGGUUCAUCUCAGACAUGAUGGCGGAGGACUCCUGGAGCCACAUGCUCAUGAACACAAUGGCACCCAGAGGCUACGUCAAGAUGACAUCAGUGAGAAUGCAGGGCUUGCUGUUGUUAUUGUUUUGUAAACAAGCACAUGUUCCCUUCAUAAGAGACAUACGGACCACAUACACUCGCACUGGCAUCUUCGGCUACUGGGGCAAUAAAGGGGGCGUGUCAGUUCGUUUCUCCUUUUAUGGUCACAUGCUGUGCUUCCUGAACUGCCACCUGGCCGCUCACAUGAACUACGCCCUGCAGCGCGUCGACGAGUUUGAGUACAUCCUGGACACACAAGACUUUGAGGAGGACACGCCGCACGUUCUGGACCACAAGGUGGUCUUCUGGUUUGGAGAUCUGAACUUCCGCAUCGCCGAUCAUGGCAUGCACUUCCUCCGCUCAUCCAUCAACAGUGAACGCUACAACCUACUCUGGCAGAAGGACCAGCUGUUGAUGAUGAAGAAGAAGGAGGCCUUCCUCCAGGAGUUUGACGAGGGGCCGCUGUGCUUCAAGCCCUCCUACAAGUUUGACCGCAACGGAGACACCUACGAUACAAGUGGUAAGAAGAGGAAACCGGCGUGGACCGACCGCAUCCUGUGGCGCGUCAAACCAAAAACCCUGGCUCCAGAGGAUGACGACGAUAGCGUCUCGACUCUCACGGAUGAUGGACAUGAGGACUACCCAAUCCAAGUCCACCAGGACAACUACACCAGCAACAUGAGCUACGGAGUUAGCGACCACAAGCCUGUGUUAGCAUCCUUCAGACUAGAGUUGAGGAAGAAGUGUGAAUUGGCGCUGGUGCACGUGAGCCCUGAGGAUGCGUGGAGCGCCGACUGUAACGCCACGCUGAGCUACACGGUGCAGGAGGACUUCCUGUCCUCCACAUGGGACUGGAUUGGUCUUUAUAAGGCGGGAUUCAAGCACGCUUCAGAUUAUGAGGCCUUUGUCUGGGUUAGGGAUAUCGAUCUGCCUGAACUCGACGAAGUCAUUAAGAAAACUUGGGAUAAGGACCAGAUCCCACUACUGGGAGGAGAAUAUGUCUUAGGAUACUUUAGCACAAACCUGCAGAGUCUGGUUGGAUUGAGCAACAACUUCCAGAUCUUGGAGUCUAAACGAGCCCUAAUGGAAGGACUGGUUCCAGAAAACAUCAACGGGCUCAACAAAUAAACGUUGUUGACACAACGUUCAGAAUAUAGCAGACUACAUUGUCCACCAUGUCCGUUCUUCAACAUCUAUGGGUUCAGUAAUGUGAAAUAGAAACUACAAGGCCUACUGUUGCCUUAACAUCCUCCAGAGAUCAUGUUUCUUUGUUUGUCUGCAUUUUAUAAUCUGUGUGCAUCAGUUUAUCUGACAAUAAUGUAUCUGUAUGCUAUUUGACUUUCACAUAAGGUCUAUUUGAUUUGUGUCUGUCACAGGCAUUGACAAGGUGUAUUUUAUAUGACUUGUCUAUCCUGCCACUCUCCUAUAUGCAUAUCAUGGCCCAAAAGUUUGGUAACUGCUCUAAUAUAAUCUAACAAGCAUCAGAGUAAUCAAUUAAUCAGAAAGCCAUUAGCUACACCUGUAAUUUCUGCUAUCAAAUAUCUUUAAAGUGUAAUAAAAACGAAAGGCCCAAUUUUAGUCAAAUAAUGCUCUCUGUGCUCUCUGAGUUUAUAGAAACCGGGUCAGCAUUAUAGCUGAAGGUGAAAAUAACACAUAUGAGAAACAAUAUGGUUACUCCUCACUGUCAUCAUGCAGCAAAUACUGACCUACUGUACAACUGUUAUAAAUAAUGGCCAUCUCUAUAUAUAUGCUGAUUUUUACUGAUGAAUAUAUUUACUUUUUCAAUAUUCGGGGUAUGGUGAAGAAGAGAAUAAAGAAGAAAAUACAUUAGAUAAAACAAAUGCAUGCACUGAUUUUCUCAUCAAGAUUGUUUGUCAGGAAAAAUCAAAAUAAAUGUGUCUUGGAUUUGCUAA
Molecule: messenger RNA, 2911 nt
Organism: Gadus macrocephalus (Pacific cod)
Lineage: Eukaryota; Metazoa; Chordata; Actinopteri; Gadiformes; Gadidae
Gene: inpp5kb
Product: inositol polyphosphate-5-phosphatase Kb
Exons: 12
Coding region: 564-2126 (520 amino acids)
Biological process (GO): negative regulation of insulin receptor signaling pathway; negative regulation of glycogen biosynthetic process; negative regulation of phosphatidylinositol 3-kinase/protein kinase B signal transduction
Cellular component (GO): endoplasmic reticulum; cytoplasm; plasma membrane
Molecular function (GO): phosphatidylinositol-3,4,5-trisphosphate 5-phosphatase activity; inositol bisphosphate phosphatase activity; phosphatidylinositol-4,5-bisphosphate 5-phosphatase activity
Source: RefSeq, a predicted model, not a curated record